Syngnathoides biaculeatus (alligator pipefish) is the source of this 5026-nucleotide messenger RNA. RefSeq names its product protein crumbs homolog 1-like. The record is from RefSeq and is a predicted model, not a curated record. Bases 286 to 4677 code for a protein of 1463 amino acids. Gene Ontology annotation, molecular function: calcium ion binding; Notch binding. Gene Ontology annotation, biological process: establishment or maintenance of epithelial cell apical/basal polarity; Notch signaling pathway; heterophilic cell-cell adhesion. The transcript is spliced from 14 exons. Gene Ontology annotation, cellular component: plasma membrane; protein-containing complex. NCBI's taxonomy places the organism in Eukaryota, Metazoa, Chordata, Actinopteri, Syngnathiformes, Syngnathidae.
UUGCCUUGUGAUUCCGAUACUAUUCUCUGUUUUGGACUGCCUGUCUGUGUAUCGACCUUGCAUCAACUAAAUGCUCUCCCCGUACCUCGUCUCUAAUAAUUAAGUCCAAUCAGUAUACUCAGUCACAGCUGGAUUCCAGUGAAGGUGUCGAACCAUCUGAAUGAUGAUCAAAAGAAAUGGAUAGCACCCAAGCAUGGAUGGAGCUCUGCAGCAUGCUGGAUGGAGAACCUGAGGAGUGACAACAUAGUGCGACACUAAUUGGAAACUUGUGCAGCCUGCAUUGCCAUGGAGUUAGGAAAAGUUUGGUCCAGACAUCAGAGGACACUGCUGAUCACCAUGAUGAUGUUCAAACUGGGUUUUCUGUGUACAGCAGCAGCAGACAAAUGCCUCUCAUCUCCCUGUAAUAAUGGCGCCACCUGUAUUGAACAUCUGGGUGACUAUGUGUGCCUUUGUCCCAAAGAACCAGUAUGGUACAUGGGCAAAAACUGUGACGAACUGUAUGACGCUUGCAUCUUGGCACCUUGCACCAACUGUACCAGCAGUCUCGGAACUGGCAGUUUCACAUGCCAAUGUCCGGAUGGCUUCACAGGCCUCAACUGCACCCAGGAUGUAGACGAGUGUGCGAGCAACCCUUGCAAAGGUAUCAGGUCUUACUGUGUCAACAGAAUUGAUGCCUAUUCAUGCCACUGUCCAUAUGGAUUUGGAGGUGAAUACUGUGAGUCUCAUGUCACCACUUGUUCAGAGGAAAUAUGCCACAAUGGGGGAACCUGUAUUGACAGUCCUGACAUUGGACAUCAUUGUCAGUGUCAUGGUGGAUACCACGGGACCAACUGCGAAAAAAAUAUUGAUGAAUGCGAGUCUGCACCCUGUCAAAAUGGUGCCAUUUGUAAAGAUGGCAUCAAUGCCUACCAGUGUUUCUGUGUGCCUGGAUUUCAAGGCUUCCACUGUGACUUGGACAUAAAUGAAUGUGCCUCCACACCAUGUCAAAAUAAUGGCACAUGCUGGGAUGAAGUGGACAAUUACAUCUGUGAUUGUGUUGAAGGCUUCAAAGGGCUUAGCUGUGAGGUAGAGAUUGAUGAGUGCGAAGUACAACCCUGCCAAAAUGGUGCUGCCUGCCGAGACUAUGUUGCCACUUACAUAUGUGAGUGUAUGGAUGGCUUCCAGGGUCAAGACUGUGAGGUCAACAUUGAUGAAUGUGCCAGCAUGCCAUGUCUGAAUGAUGGCAGGUGCAUUGACGGGGUCAACAGAUAUGAGUGUGACUGUGAUGGCACAGGCUUUGAAGGUCACAACUGUGAGGAGGAUAUUCCUGAAUGUGCUUCGGGUCCAUGCCAGCAUGGGGGCACUUGCUUGGAGGGCAGCAACCAGUACGAUUGCCUCUGUUGGCAAGGUUACAAGGGGGAGAACUGCCAGGUGGAUGAAGAUGAGUGUGAGCAGCACCCCUGUGAAAAUGAUGGUGAAUGCUUCCAGCGCUCAGAUGUUGACAACUAUGGGGUACUCCCUGAACUCAACACAGCCAAUUUUUCCUAUGAAGACGCAGCUGGAUUCAUCUGCCACUGUCAGCCUGGAUUCACAGGAGAAAAUUGCUCUCUCAAUGUGGACGAGUGUGAGUCUGCUCCAUGUCAGCAUGGAGGAGAUUGCAAGGAUUUAGUAAACUCAUAUCAAUGCUUGUGCUCGGAUGGCUUCACAGGUAUGCAUUGUGAAGUGGAUAUCAAUGAGUGUGAUAGCAAUCCUUGCCAGAAUGGUGCCACGUGCGAAGACGCUGCCAACUCUUAUAUAUGUCAGUGUCCUGCUCCACAACCUGAAACACAGCCCUUGGGUGGGCGGAACUGUGAUAUUGUCCUGGUUGGCUGCCACCAGCACCAUUGUCAACAUAAUGGCGUCUGCAUGCCUCUGCUGACAGCGUAUGGUGAACAUAGCUACACGUGCCUCUGUGGGCCAGGCUGGAUGGGAGAACUUUGCAACACCUCUACCACCUUUUCCUUCAACUCUGAGGGCUACGUCCAUAUGCAGCUUCCUGUUUCUAAAAAUGGAGCAAGCCAAAGUACUGAUGACCACAACUAUGGACUCCAUAUGCAGCUGAGAUUCAGGAGCACUUUGCCUGACAUGUUGUUGUACCAUCGUGGCACCAUGGAACACUUCACCUCCUUGGCAUUAGUUCGGGGUUCUCUCCAGGCCAAGUUAAAAUCUGGGAGGUUACUACGGGUCAUUUAUCCAGGUCCAGUCAAUGAUGGCGAAUGGUACCAAGCCACUGUGACCAUGGAUGAGAGAUUGAUUAUGGUUGUAGAAGGACCUGGCUGUGAGGAUGGAUGUCACGUGGAAAAUAAAGUGUACAACCAUCUGAUCUUUUUCCAGUCAAACUCUUUUCAACAGCUGUAUGUAGGAGGAGCACCGAAGGAAUAUUUGACACUCACAUCAAGUGGGAGGAGUUUUAUUGGCUGCAUGGAAGACCUUAGAGUUGACUAUAAAUUGCUCCUUCCUCAAGACCUCAUGAGAGAAGAGAACAUGGCCUUGGAAUUGGGAUGUGUCAAAGAGGAUUUGUGCCAAGAUGAUCCUUGCAGACAAUUGGGGUUUUGCGUGGACAUGUGGGUUGUGGCCAAAUGUCAUUGCCACCGGCCAUACUUUGGAGAAACGUGUGACAGAGAAUACCCAUCCUGGACCUUUGGUCAUGAAAACACAACAAGCUAUGCUGUCUUCAACAUCACAGAAACCCAUGGAGAAAAUUUCACCAUCUCCUUUAUCAUGCGGUCUCUUAAAAAAAAUGGGCUUCUUCUGGAGUUUCGCCGGGAGGAAAAGUCGUACCUGACAAUCUACCUGAAGGAAUCUGCAGUUGCCAUCUAUAGCCCUUACACCACACUCUUGUCAGAGGCAAAGUUUGUCACUGAUGGCAAAAAUAAUUUGGUGAUGAUUAAAGUAAACUCCGGCCAUGUGUUCUUCCCAAUAGCUAGGAACCAUCGCACCUUAGGGAAUGUAAGCAUAGAAGCGGGUGAUGUUGUUUAUGUUGGAGGACUUCCCAUCAGUGAAAAUCGGAAUAGCUGGGGUGGAAAAUUCAAAGGCUGCCUACAAGACAUUCGAUUGGAUGACAAACAGUUGUCUAUUUUGGGCCAUAAGGAAGAGGUGGAGAGUUAUCAGGCAACUGCAGAGAAGAAUGUUCUACCAGGAUGUCAAAGUGACAAUACAUGCAGGAAUGAGCCCUGUGUCAACGGCGGAGUGUGUCAAAUCACCUGGAAUGAUUUCAAGUGUGAUUGUUCCAUUAACUUCUCCGGACGAUUGUGCGAGAAACAUUUGUGGUGUGUGGAAAACCCAUGCUUUGAAGGAGGGCAAUGUGUCGACCUAUUUGACGGUUAUGAGUGUUUGACUGAAGCCAUUUUCAAGGAUAACGCUGUCGAGUAUUUUGCAAACAGUUCCCUGGUGAGCCCAGUAACAAACAUCACGAUGGACAUUAGAACACGGGACGACAGCGGUAUCUUGUUGAGGGCCGAGACCCGAACUGAGCUAUUCUGUCUGGGUCUCCUUAAUUCCACACUUCUGGUCAAAAUGGACACUGGAAUGAGUGCAGAGCUGCUAGCUUUUAAGAGUGACAAGGCCAUCGCAGAUGGGGGAUGGCAUCGCAUCCUUUUGACCAUGAUCAACCCUUCACAGUCAGUGUCCCGAUGGCAUCUCACUGUAGAUGGGCAGACAGCGGGUUGCAGCCUUGGAGUUGGUGGCAACCUUAACUUCCUCAAUGAUACCAAAAUACGACUGGCGGAGAAAUAUGCUGGAUGUUUGGGGGAAGUGAGAGUCGGUGGAAUCUACCUACCAAUUUUUAAUGUACCAGAGGCACCUCAGCUAAGCUAUUUCUCCAGACUGGGUGGACAGGAACCAAAUUUAGGAUGCAAGGGUGCCCCAGUUUGUGACUCUCAGCCAUGUUUCAAUGAGGGUGUGUGCCAAGACCAUUUCAACGAGUUUAACUGCAGCUGCAACCCAGGGUGGGAGGGAGAACUAUGUGAGUCUGAAAUAAAUGAGUGCUCUUCUGGACCUUGUGUCUAUGGGGCAUGUAAAGACCUUCUAGCAGACUACCAGUGUGACUGUGAGCCUGGAUAUGUAGGGAGAAACUGUCAGGAAGAAGUCGAUAACUGUUUGGAGUUUAGCUGCUUAAAUGACGGUACCUGUAUGGAAACAGAGGUAACUCAUACUUGUGUAUGUCCUCCUGGAUUCGUGGGCAAACGCUGCCAGCGGCGAUUCCCUCCAGCAGCAUGUGAUGCCAAAACAGAGUGUCUUCAUGGAGGAAUUUGCAUAGGGUGGGACACUGGUGGAAACUGCACCUGCAAGCCAGGGUACACUGGUGGCAGGUGUGAGACAGAAAUAGACGAAUGUGAGUCCAGCCCUUGUCUCAACGGUGCCACCUGUCUAGACAGACUCAACCACUUUCAGUGUGUAUGUGUGCCAGGCUACCAUGGCACACUGUGCGAAAGCAAUAAAAAGGAGCUAAAAGAGCGGAUCCCUUGGCUAGUGGUGACCAUCCCCCUCACCACAUUAUGUGUAUUACUAGCCAUCUUAGUCAUCUUUUUCCUCAUCAUGACGGCCCGGAAGAAACGCCAGUCCGAGGGCACCUACAGCCCCAGCUCACAGGAGGUGGCUGGAGCCAGGUUGGAGAUGGGCAGUGUCCUAAAAAUGCCCCCUGAGGAGAGGCUAAUCUGAGACCUGCAGCCUCAAGUAGAGAGCAGGAUUUCUUUGUUCUGAAGGACAAUGUUGUGGCCCGCUGCCACAACGGUCGAAUGUCAGACGGAUCGACAGUAUUGCCGGAAUGACUGAUGCUCCCCUUUGGGAAAACUACUAACAUUGAAGCUUCAGAGUGGAAAAAAAAAAAGUGGAAAAAAAAAAUCCAAUCAAAAGACAGGACAUGGCAAAGAUGAACUUUCAAAGAUGUGAAAAGUCAUGGGGACAAGAUUUAGCCUCAAAUUUAGAACUCCAUUAUUUAAUCAGCUGAAGAAAUCACAUUUUUAUUUAUAUUUAUUUUCAAGAAUUCCCAGUUGUCAAAGAUAUCUUG